GGCUCCGCACCAUUACCUAAUGCUUUGAUACUCCGACAAAUAUAUAUGUGUGGGUUGCCAUUUUUGUUACGGGUUUUUUUUCUAUCUUUUGGGAGAAAUUCUCUUAAUAUGCCUUCUUCUAUCGCCUAUUAUCCACUACCCAACCUGAUGGAUACUAAACGAACCUCUUCUUCACGCUGCCAAUCCGUUCAUAAGCAUUUUGGCGAUAAACGUAUUGUCCUGUGUCAAAAUCUCCCGUCGUCCGGUUACCAAGCAACGUAUAAUCUUUUCUUCUCUAAAUACCCCUACUGGCGUGAUCGCAUCGUGGUCGUCCACAUCAAUAAUGAUGCCUCCGUCGAGGUGGAAUCCAGUGAUAGUAUCUACCACUAUCAGCAGCAAAAAAUGGAUAAAGAAGACUACGAAAACAUGUUGGCCGCCGCCGAUAUUGGAGUGAUCUUUGGAAACGAUGCAGAGAUGAUCCGCGCAUUUGUUACCUAUCAUCGUGAUCACCAUGCACCCCUGAUAUUAUCAGCGAAUGUCGCCUCGCCCCUGGCGGCAGCGAAAGAGCACGCGAUCAUGGUUGAUGAGUCAGAUAAAGAAGCCGUAGCAGACGCUCUGGAUGUCGCUUUACAAAUGUCGGCGCAAGAAGCCAAACAACGUUACGAGGGUCUCUAUCGUUCGGUCACACAACAAUACACAGAUGAUUUGAUACCACAUCACGCUCAACCCCUCAAUACAACAACAUUGAUGCUCGCCUAUAAAUCGGCUAACAAGCGACUGUUCCUUUUUGAUUAUGAUGGUACAUUGACUCCUAUCGUUCGAAAUCCUGCCGAUGCAUGUCCUACGCCUACGCUUUUGAACUACCUUAAACAUUUGUGCACGGAUCAGGCCAAUUCGGUGUGGAUCAUUUCUGGUCGUGAUCAAGUGUUUUUGAACACAUAUCUGGGCAACAUUCAACGACUGAACCUCAGCGCAGAGCAUGGUUCGUUUAUGAAAAUCGCUGGCGAACAAGACUGGAUCGAUAUGCUGAAAGAUGCCGACAUGCAGUGGAAAGACGUCGCUCUGGAAAUUUUUGAAAAAUACACAGCCAAGUUACCCGGCACUAAUAUUGAAAAGAAAAAAUCGUCCAUUACCUGGCAUUACCGAAACGCUGUGGAUAGUGAUGAAGCAUACCGACAAUCGAAAUUAUGUCAUAAAGAGUUAAUGCAAAUCCCGGGCGUCGAUAUCCUUGUCGGUAAAAUGAAUUUGGAAGUACGAUCACAUUUGGUGAACAAAGGCGAAGUCGUUAAACGGAUCAAGACGGACACACCAGAGGUCGAUUUCAUCAUGUGCGCUGGAGACGAUCAAACCGACGAAGACAUGUUCCGUGCUCUUCUAGAUGACAAGAAAGCGUUCACCGUAUCUAUUGGUCCUUCUUCCAAACCCACCUUGGCAGGAUGGUGUGUUGAAAGUAGUGAACAAGUCGUAGAUUUACUUGGUCAAUUAUCGGAAUAAGAUCAAAUGCAUGUACAGUUGUAUCAUAAUAGAAGUUGGUGCCCCUUGUUUUUAUUUAAAUAAUUCACAACAAAUGCGCAUGUAAAAAGAAAAGGUUUAAACGUAAAGAAAGAAGGAGU
Molecule: messenger RNA, 1592 nt
Organism: Radiomyces spectabilis
Lineage: Eukaryota; Fungi; Mucoromycota; Mucoromycetes; Mucorales; Radiomycetaceae
Product: trehalose-phosphatase-domain-containing protein
Exons: 4
Coding region: 109-1473 (454 amino acids)
Biological process (GO): trehalose biosynthetic process
Cellular component (GO): alpha,alpha-trehalose-phosphate synthase complex (UDP-forming); cytosol
Molecular function (GO): catalytic activity
Source: RefSeq, a predicted model, not a curated record